Molecule: messenger RNA, 3951 nt
Organism: Macrosteles quadrilineatus (aster leafhopper)
Lineage: Eukaryota; Metazoa; Arthropoda; Insecta; Hemiptera; Cicadellidae
Exons: 1
Coding region: 1-3951 (1316 amino acids)
Biological process (GO): DNA replication
Molecular function (GO): DNA-directed DNA polymerase activity; DNA binding; nucleotide binding
Source: RefSeq, a predicted model, not a curated record
AUGGAUUUUUUAGAGUGCACCAUAUGCCAUGAGGCAUACUUCUUAACAGAGGAAUCCUUAGCGAGGCACCAGCAAAUGUGUCUUGCUACCAAAGGGUACACAAGCCGAUUCCGAAAAUUACGACGACAACGACGACGCAGCCCUGGCAAUCCACCUCCGGCCAAACAAUCAAAAGGAGUAAGGAGUCGUAGCAGCAGCAGCAGCAGCAGCAGCAGCAGUCCACAACGCAGCAGUCUACAACGCAGCAGUCUACAGCGCAGUAGCAGUCUACAACGCAGUAGCAGUCCACAACGCAGUAGCAGUCUUCAACGCAGUAGCAGUUCACAGCGCAGUCCACAACGCAGCAGUUCACAACGGAAUAGCAGUCUUCAACGCAGUAGCAGUUCAAAAUACAACAACAGUGCUCAACGCUUACAACAUAGCAGCAGCAGCAGCAGUAUACCAUCUCCAAAUCUGAAAUGCCAUCUCAAACGUGGUCUUCUAAGCUGUCGUGAUUAUACGAUUGACAACCCGGACAACUACUACAAAGACUCAAAGGAAUUCCUAGCAUCGGCUCUUCCUCUGGUUGAAAAACUACUGCGUGAGGAGCUAAAGACAACGCAUAGCCUAAAAUUUAAUUUGGUGUUGCUGUCCUAUUUCAACCAUCUACACGAAGGCAUCAUAGAGGAAUUCAACUUUAAAACCACAACUAGGGCUCUCUACGGGGGCUCUGACGAUCUCGAGGACAUGCUGGCGCAGGAUGGUGCGAAGCUGCUUGCGGAACAGUCCGAGUUUGAGGGCAAAGGUAGCGGCUGGAGUCUGGAUCAUCCAUCUAGCUUAACUAUAAGAGUAAGUAGAUUUACAUUUAAGAAACCCACUGGGAAAUCAUAUACUAACCUACCAAAAAGGAUCAGCCAACGCAAAGCAACCAUAAAUAUUCAAAAUAGGGACGAAAAAUGCUUUAUGUAUAGUGUUCUUGUAAAACACCUACCCGAUGUAAACGUUAACUCCGUUUUAAAUGAGAGUCACUUUGAAAACAUCAAAGAUCACUAUGAUUUUAAAAAUCUUAAAUUUCCGGUCUCAGUAUCGUCUAUUCACAUAUUCGAAAGGGACAACCCAAACACAUCAGUGAACGUAUUCGAAACAGCUCCGGGUUGUGACAUAAGCCCUUUACGUGUUGUUGACGAAAAAGAUGAUCAUAUCGAUUUGUUGUUGUACCGGGCUGGUGCUAACAUCGCACAUUACGUAUACAUCACGGAUUUUGCAAAGUUGAUCAGACCGCAGGUGGCGGCUGGCCACAAUCAAAUUGUCAUAUGCAAACGGUGUUCGACACACCGAGAAGUUAGGAAGUGUAAAAUGGGUCCCAAAAUAUGGCUUGAAGAUCAUUUGCGUCUUUGUAAAAAAUUCAAACUCGCUACCACACGUCUCCCGAAAGAAGGGGAAAACCUUUUGAAAUUUGAGGAAUUUGAAUACCAAAUUCCGGUCCCAAUUAUUGUCGUAGCUGAUUUUGAAGCUACGCUAGUGCCGAUUGUGGGGUCUGAUCGUUCGUACCAGUGUCACGAACCCAACUCUUACUGUACACUUGUAAAAACCACUCUACCUGUUGAAAAGCUGCACGAAGUAGGUAUUAGUACGGAACCAGAACUACACCGUACUCCCAAUGCCGCUCAAUCUUUUAUGAUCCAUAUGCAACAACUUGCCGCACGUGUCGAACAACUGUACACGAGACAAGAGCCGUUAAAAACACUAACAGCGGAAGAAAACGAACGAUUUGAAACAACUACCGAAUGCGAAUUAUGCGAGAGACCGUUCAACGACAGCACUUGUAUUAAAGUAAUUGAUCAUUGUCACGUGACCGGAAACCUCCGACUCAUUCUCUGUGGUAAAUGCAACUUGCGAUGUUCUACUGUUAACUUUAUACCGGUAUAUUGUCACGGUAUGUCUAACUAUGACGGAAACUUUAUAAUAAAAAGUCUUUCUACAGUUCCGGAUUGUGAAGUAAAAGUAAUUCCAUGUACUAACGACAAAUACAUUGCCAUAUCGGUACGGGUAGGCAGAAUUUGGAUCCGUUAUUUGGAUUCUUUCAGACUCAUGUCGUCAAGCUUGGCCAAACUGGCAAACAUCUUGUCUGAGAGUGAACUUGUUGAAUCGUCAAAAUUGGUCCCACCCGAACACCUAGACCUUGUCCGCCGCAAAGGUAUUUACCCAUAUGAUUUUGUAACCACCACAGCGGUCUUUGACCAAACCGAGUUACCGUCACGGGAUGCAUUUUUUGACCGCUUGAACAAUGAACCGUGUUCAGAAGAAGAUUACGAGUUCGCACGGUCCGUAUGGGAAAAACUAAAAAUGAAAACGUUUGGUGAAUACCACAAUUUUUACUUAAAACUCGAUGUUUGUCUACUUGCCGACAUUCUUACGUCCUUCAGAAAAACAUGUUUGGAAUCAUAUAAAAUCGAUUGUUGUCAUGUUUACACUGCACCUGGUCUUGCAUAUAAAUCAAUGCUUCGGAUGACCCGUGUCACCCUCGAGCUUCUCACGGAUCCGGACAUGUUAUUAAUGAUCGAGUCCGGUAUCAGGGGGGGACUUGUGCAGGUCAGUCUCAGGCAUGCCGUAGCAAACAACCCAUACCUUAGCAACCCGUCAGAUUACAACGAAAACGAACCAAAAACAUGGUUACUAAUGUUGGAUGCCCUGAACUUGUAUGGGUACGCACAGUCCAGUUACCUACCGACAGGAAACUUUAAGUUUGUAGAAUCCCCGGAAACGUUGGAUUGGUCAACACUUCCAUUGGACGCGCCAACAGGGUAUAUAAUGGAAGCUGAUGUGACAGUACCGGACCGUGUUCACGACAAACUACAGGAUCUACCUCUCCUUCCGGAACUUGAGGUCCCUCCGGGUAGCAGAGAAAAAAAACUAUUGGCAACGCUACAUGACAAGGUAAAGUACGUGGCACACUAUACAGUGUUUCAACAAGCCGUGAAGUUAGGUUUAGUUGUGACUAAAGUACACCGUGCAAUCUCGUUUUCACAGUCACCUUAUAUGAAAAAAUUUGUUGAUUUCAACGCUGAAAAGAGAGCCGGUUCUACCAACGACUUCUACAGGAACAUAUACAAACUAAUGAACAAUGCCAACUACGGUAGAUUGUUGAUGAACAAACGGAACCAUCGUGAUGUCAGGAUAGUAACCAAAGACAGUCUCCUUCAAAAGCUGAUCCGCAACCCUCAAUUUUCCGAACAUGUAAUAGUAGCGCCAAACGUUGUGCUUGUUUAUAUGCAAAGGAAGUCUGUCUUGUUGAACGCCCCAAUUUAUGCCGGAAUGUGUGUUCUAGACAUAGCAAAAACACACAUGAAUAGGUUCUAUUAUGAUGUGCUGUGUACUCAUAUUGACAAGUUACGCUUAUGUUACACAGACACAGACUCACUUCUGAUACACCUGACCUCGGACUGUGACAUAUUCGAUCUCUUGCGUCCGAUAGCAUCAACACAUUUGGAUCUGUCUGUAUAUCCGGAUGCUCACCCACUUAAAGACGAUACAAACAAAGGUCGGAUUGGUUGUUUUAAAGAUGAAGCUCGUGACGGGAAACAGAUCCAAGAGUUUGUCGGGUUACGUGCCAAAAUGUACGUAUAUCGUUACGGGUCGGACGAAAAAGAAGUAAAGUUCACUUCUAUGAAAGCGAAAGGUAUAAAGUCUUCAUAUGUGAAACAUAACCUCACGUUCGAAGACUACAAGAGGACACUGUUUGACGGCACGGAGCCUGAGAAAGCAGAAUUUAACCAGAUACAAAGCCGGCUAUUUAGGAUAACAACCAAAACAGUAGUGAAACGAUCUCUGUCUGCUGCCGACGACAAGAGAGUAAUCAACAAUGACCGAAUCAAUACGAUGCCCUAUGGGCAUUAUAAACUUAGGACCAUCGCAGAAGAACCUACCGCUGAGGAGGACAGCAAUGAAAACAAUGACAAUGACAUUAUAUGA